Molecule: messenger RNA, 3106 nt
Organism: Chrysemys picta bellii (western painted turtle)
Lineage: Eukaryota; Metazoa; Chordata; Testudines; Emydidae
Gene: CNR2
Product: cannabinoid receptor 2
Biological process (GO): adenylate cyclase-activating G protein-coupled receptor signaling pathway; regulation of metabolic process
Cellular component (GO): cytoplasm; plasma membrane
Molecular function (GO): cannabinoid receptor activity
Source: RefSeq, a predicted model, not a curated record
ACCCUCUGAAGGCUCACCAAGGAAGCCCCUGGUCUUUGGAAAGCUUUUCGGUCCUGGAUAAUCACAAUGGAGAGAUGUCAGGUGUCCAACUGCAGCAUGAAUACCAUGGACCUGAAAUGUUACAUGGUCCUUAACAGCCUCACUCAGAAAACAGGCAUAGCUGUGCUGUGCUCCAUUGUCGGGAUUCUGUGCGUUUUGGAAAACUCUUUGGUGUUGUAUCUGAUAUUUGCUUCCCCUAAGAUCAGAAAAAAGCCUUCCUACCUCUUGAUCAGUAGCUUGGCCCUAGCAGAUGUCCUGGCCAGCAUUGUAUUUGUCUGCAGCUUUCUUGAUUUCCAUGUCUUCAACAGAACUGACUCCUCUAAAGAGAUCUUCUUGCUGAAGCUUGGAGGGGUCAACACGUCCUUCACGGCGUCCUUGGGCAGCUUGCUGCUGAUGGCAUUUGACCGCUAUGUCUGUAUCUAUCAGCCAUCGGAAUACAAGGUCAUCGUGACGAGGAAAAGGGCUGUGGUGGCCAUGGCUGUGAUGUGGAUCGCUACCGUGAUCACUGCCUUCCUGCCUCUAAUGGGGUGGAACUGCUGCAAGGUAAACUCACCCUGCUCUGAGCUGUUUCCCUUUGUUGAUAGCAAGUAUCUGUCCAGCUGGAUCUGCCUGGUAAUGAUUCUGCUGCUGUGUAUAGUGUACGCCUACGUCCGGGUGCUUUGGAAGGCUCAUAAGCACACAGUGUACAUGGAGAAACGCCAAACCCAGGCUGGGCAGCGGAAUGCAAAGAUGAGGAUGAACGUCAUGCUCGCCAAAACAUUAGUGAUGGUCCUGGCCAUUGUCAUGACGUGCUGGUCCCCAGUGCUGGCUCUCAUGACGUACAGCCUCUUCGUCAGCCUGAAUGAUCACAUCAGAAAGGUGUUCGCCUUCUGCAGCACCCUCUGCCUGGUGAACUCCAUGGUGAAUCCCAUUGUCUACGCCCUACGAAGCAGGGAGCUGCGCUCCUCUUUGAGGAACACUAGCUCGCGGUUCAGGAAGAAGGUGAGCUUCUCAGAGAGCUCCCCAGAAGCAGAGAGCACUCAGAAAUCCUCACCGAUAGAAACCAUCUGUGACGACAUUGUGUGCAACACAGACAUGAAUCUGCUGAAAGGCUGAGCUUUGACGGGGGAAAUGUCUGACAGAUUUUGGAUUGUUUCUUUGAAAAGAAAGAAAAUCGAAAGCUGCUUUUCUUUGUAGCUCCUGGGUGGAUUCGUGACUGAAUGCCUUGCCGGGGAUAUGAAGCCAUUUGGCUGGAAUGGUAUCAUGAAACCAGGGCCGGCUCCAGGCUUUUGGCCGCCCCAAGCAGCCAAAAACCAAAAAAAAAAAAAAAAAAGCCGCGAUCGCGAUCUAAAAAAAGCCGCCAUCGCGAUCUGCUGCGGCAAUUCGGCGGGAGGUCCUGCACUCCCAGGCGGAGCAAGGGACCAUCCACCGAAUUGCCGCCGAAUACCUGGACCUGCCGCCCCUCUCCGGAGCGGCCGCCCCAAGCACCUGCUUGAGAAGCUGGUGCCUGGAGCCGGCCUUGCUUGAAACAUUUUCAGAUCACACCCUCCUUGUGCCUGGGACUUUACUUAGUGAGUAAAAGACCUGAGCCCAGAUUUGUAAUGGUAUUUAGGCACCUAAUUCCCAUUAAUUUCCAAGGGAAUUAGCUGCCUAAGUACCUUUAACUAUCUGGGCUGCUGGUCCCUACCCUCUAAAGAGCAGAUACACCCAAGCAAAGGAAGACUGGACCAACUCUACCAUACGAAUACUACAAUGAUAGCAUAGCAGGCUUUCAUAGAUACUACAGUGAUGGGUGCUCUACAAACACCAUGGAUGGAUGGAUAAACAACAGAAGCAGUCCCCUUAUUUUAGGGCAACCCUCCCGGUUUACCAGACUGAGUCCACAACUGUGUCAACCAGUGAUCUUGACUCACUUAUCUUGCAGUCAAUGACCUCUUCCAUCCCUACUCUAAAAUGAAGUUCUGGUCCAAGUAAAAUGUGCUUUGACCCACGUGGCUGUAGCACAAGGCUGGUCUGUAGCCACUCUGCUGCUGGGACUGCAACAUUUUAUAUGCAAUUGUGGUUCAAUAUGCUAAGGCCUCGAGCACACUGCAGUGGUGGUGAGAGCCCCACACUCCCAUUAAACUCAGUGGAAGUUGAGCACCUUGCAGGAUGGAGCCCUCAGUGGGUCUUAUGCCCAGAUACUCAAAGGUAUUUAGGCUCCUGACUUCCACUGAAAUCAAUUGGUGCCUAAAGAGCUUUGAGGAACUGGGCAGUCUGAGAACCUCAGUGUUUAGGAGUUUGAUUCCAGGAACAUUUACAGCCAAGUAUGGCUCCAAAGGAAACGUAUGAAUGUGGUUUACUUCUCAUCCAACUAAGGAGGCACAUUUAUCCCUAGUGUAAUUUCACCAACUUUACUGAGACUACACCAACGAAGAAUUAAGCCCUUUGGCUAGAAUUAUUGAGGAGCUGUUUUAAGAAAGUGCUGUAUUGUUUUGUCCAGAAAUGCAAUAUGUGCUGAAGAUGUUUUAUACUCUAGGCAGGCAAGUGCUGGAUAUUUGUGCCUAGGAAAUAAGACAUUCCAUAAGUAUCUUUUGCAGAACAUGUCAACUGGACACAGACAAAAUAACACAAGCCCCAGUCAGUACAUGUGGCCAAGGGCAUGUCAUAAAGACUUGCACCUACUUUACACCAGUGCUGAAUUUGCCCCCUUGGGUUCAGCAUAUUAAUAUGAUUAUAACGUCGGUCUCCCAACUCCUGACAAACACGAGAGAACAACAUUUGAAACUUAACAAAGCACACUCGGGCUGUUAAUAAUUGACCUCAAUCAUGCCGGUGGCACGAAAACUUACCUGCAGUAGUAUAUGUAAAUAUGCCUUUUGUGCUACAUACUAUAAACCACUAUAUUGUAUUUAGCUAGCAAACUGUCAUGAUAAAUCUGUUAGCACAUCAUUAAAUGUCUUAUUUAUUUUAAUAGUUAAACUCUAUACAGAGUAAGAAUAAAGAAUAUUUUCUCUGUGGCUUAGAAACCCUAGAGCAGGGGUGGGCAAACUUUUUGGCCCGAGGGCCACAUCCGGGUAUGGGAAUUGCAUGGCGGGCCAUGAAUGCU